Molecule: messenger RNA, 816 nt
Organism: Brassicogethes aeneus
Lineage: Eukaryota; Metazoa; Arthropoda; Insecta; Coleoptera; Nitidulidae
Source: the annotation of a GenBank genome assembly
AUGUCCACAAUUAUUAGUUCUUUAGGCCGAUUUGCAUUUAAUAACUGUAAAAAAUGCUCAAAGGGAGUCUUAUCAAGUCAAAUUAGACUAAAAUCAAAGGUAUUAAAUAGGUUUUAUAGUGAGGGUUAUAGGGCCCCAAUAAGAAAGGAACCUGGGAAAGGUAUAGGGCCAAUAUCAUGGAAAAAUAUGAUAAUUACUUCCACACUGGGGGCUGGGCUUAUGGGGUUCAUGUGGUAUGUGAAAAAGGAAAAAGAAGAAGCUAUGGCCAAAGAGAGACAAAGGAUGCUGGGUAAAACACAAAUCGGUGGUAAAUUUGAGUUAAUUGACAGUGAAAGUAAACCACGAAGUAGCGACGAAUUUUUGGGGCAGUGGAUGCUAAUAUAUUUUGGAUUUACUCAUUGCCCUGAUAUUUGCCCCGAUGAGUUGGAGAAGAUGGCCUUAGUCAUCGAUACUUUAGAUAAAAACGAAGGUACUCCAAAAAUUCAGCCUGUAUUUAUAUCAGUGGAUCCCACAAGAGAUUCACCCCCUGUAGUGGGAAAGUAUUGCAAAGAAUUCAGCCCUAGACUGUUGGGUUUGACAGGGUCUGAGGAACAAGUGGGAAAAACUUGUAAAGCAUACAGGGUGUACUUUAGCGCCGGGCCCAAGGACAAAGAUAGCGAUUACAUAGUGGACCAUACUAUAAUUAUGUAUUUGGUGAACCCUGAGGGUCAAUUUGUAGACUACUAUGGACAAAACAAAAAUGCCCAUGACAUUGCCUCUUCAAUAAAACUGAACAUGGCGAAAUUUGAACAGUUAAAUAAGGGCAGCUGGUUUUAG